This is a messenger RNA of Epinephelus fuscoguttatus (brown-marbled grouper), 1875 nucleotides long. RefSeq names its product protocadherin gamma-A4-like. The transcript has a single exon. The coding region runs from base 1 to 1875 and encodes 624 amino acids. NCBI's taxonomy places the organism in Eukaryota, Metazoa, Chordata, Actinopteri, Perciformes, Serranidae. Gene Ontology annotation, biological process: homophilic cell-cell adhesion. Gene Ontology annotation, molecular function: calcium ion binding. Gene Ontology annotation, cellular component: plasma membrane. The record is from RefSeq and is a predicted model, not a curated record.
AUGCGAGACAAAGGAUUUCCAGCGCUGGGCCCCAUUUUCUGCUUUGCUUCCUUUAUUGUAACGCUGCACCUCGUUAAUGGAGACCUGAGUUAUUCUAUUCCAGAGGAGAUGAAACGCGAGUCUGUUAUUGGAAAUAUCGCCAAAGAUCUCGGUCUUGAUCUGAGGACAUUAUCUUCCCGAAAGGCCCGUGUUGAUUUUACGGGGACUCGUAAGCGGUACUGUGAUAUUAAUCUGAGUACUGGAGAUUUGAUCACAUCGGAGAGAAUUGACAGAGAAAGCCUUUGUGGCAAGAAACCGUCGUGUGUUGUUGCGGUUGAUCUGGUGUUAGAAAAUCCUCUGGAGCUUCAUCGACUAAGUCUUCAUAUUCAAGAUGUGAACGACAACACGCCGCAGUUUAACGACAAUUUGAUUGAAAUGGAAAUACGCGAGUCAGCAGACAAGGGUAACCGCUUCUCUAUCGAGGAGGCCCAUGACGCAGAUAUAGGUCAAAAUGCUGUUCAAAGAUACAGCCUACAAAAGAACGACAACUUUAUUCUCGCUGUUGACAGCAACAAGGUUGAACUGGUACUGGAGAAUACACUUGAUCGAGAGAAACAGAGAGAGAUUAAUUUGCUUCUGACAGCUUUAGAUGGUGGCUCUCCUCAGAGAUCAGGUACUGUAGUCAUACACGUCACUGUGCUGGAUGCUAAUGAUAACGCCCCAGUGUUCAGCCAGGCCGUUUAUAAAGCCAGUCUGCCUGAAAACUCUCCUCCAGAUACUAUAGUGAUUACUGUUAGUGCUACUGACGCAGAUGAAGGAGUGAAUGGAGAUAUCACUUAUCACUUUGGUCAUGUUUCUGAUGAUAAUGUAAAUGUGUUUUCUAUUGAUCCUAAAAGUGGAGAAAUCCGAGUAACUGGUUUGAUUGACUUUGAGGAAAGCAGUUCUUUUGAAAUGAGAGUAAAAGCUAAAGAUGGUUUAGGUUUAACCUCUUACGCUAAGGUUAUAAUAGAUGUUACUGAUGUGAAUGAUAAUGCUCCAGUGAUAAAUCUGAAAUCACUUUCUAACCCCAUACCUGAGAAUGUGUCACCUGGUACAGAGGUGGGCAUCAUUAACGUGCAGGAUAGAGACUCUGAGAAUAACGGACUGGUUCGCUGCUCGAUUCAACAAAACGCCCCUUUUAAGUUGAUUCCUUCUAUUAAAAACUAUUAUUCUCUGGUGACCACAGGACAACUGGACCGUGAAGUAGUGUCUGAUUACAACAUUACAAUCACUGCCACUGACGAGGGCUCUCCACCUCUGUCCUCGUCUAAAACUGUUGAGUUAUCUGUAGCAGACAUCAACGACAACCCGCCUGUGUUUGAGGAACAGUCGUACAGCGCAUAUGUGAGUGAAAAUAACAAACCUGGCUCCACUUUAUGUUCCGUUAGUGCUCGAGACCCCGACUGGAGACAAAACGGUACAGUGAUUUAUUCUCUGUUACCUGGUGAUGUGAACGGUGCCCCGGUGUCCUCGUAUGUGUCUGUUAACGGAGACACGGGGGUGAUCCACGCUGUGAGGUCGUUUGAUUAUGAACAGUUGAGGAGUUUUAAAGUCCACGUGAUGGGCAGAGACAACGGUUCUCCUCCGCUGAGCAGCAACGUGACCGUCAGUGUGUUCAUAUCGGAUGUGAAUGACAACUCUCCUCAGAUACUGUAUCCCGGGCCGGAGGGCAACUCCUUCAUGACCGAGCUGGUCCCCAAAGCUGCACACGGAGGCUCUCUGGUGUCCAAAGUGAUCGCGGUGGACGCGGAUUCCGGACAGAACGCCUGGCUGUCUUAUGAUAUAGUGAAAUCCACUGAUCCGGGGCUUUUCACUAUUGGUGUCCACAGCGGAGAUCAGGACACAGCGGACAUUUGA